Molecule: messenger RNA, 2493 nt
Organism: Phytomonas sp. Hart1
Lineage: Eukaryota; Euglenozoa; Kinetoplastea; Trypanosomatida; Trypanosomatidae
Source: the annotation of a GenBank genome assembly
AUGAAAAAGGGUAAAGGUGAUGGGAAUCUAGAAAAGCUAAGGGAUCAAGGGUUUGGCAAAUCUAAAGCUAUGCAAGCGCUCAAGGAUGCUGGGGGCAAUUAUCAGCUUGCCCUAAGUAUUCUUCGCCAGAGAAAAGAGUUGACAACGGAGAAGCAGACACUAAUAGUGGCCAAACCACAAUCCACAACCUCACGCGCGGAGGUGGAAAUAGUUAAUGAGAAACUUGCCCUGAAGGAGCGCAAGCACCCUUGCAUAGUGCAGUACAAGAAAUGUAUUUAUGGUGAUUCCUGUCGCUUAAAAGACCUUCCUGGCGACACAUGCAUUAACUACUGCAAUUGGUCUUGUAUACACGGUGAUAUGUGUUUUAGACGACACACGAUCGAUGGCGUUAGCGUCCGUAAUUACCUUUCUCCGGUGAAGCAUGAUGUUUCUGAUAUUGAUAACCCAAAGUAUGACAGUGCACCAGGUUCAGAUAUUAAUACCGUCGAACUCCCUCGACACAAGUUAGAUUUUAUGAAGAAGGAUUUUCAUUGGAUCUCAGUUAGUGCGAUUAAGGAUUCAGAUUCUUCAUAUUGUAAUCAUAUCCCUAAAUCGCAGCUACUCUAUGUCGACCCUGUUUCGAUGACGGACCAAAACGGCGUGGACGGUGCGUCUGAAGCCUCUAGCCGACCUCAGCCUUAUUUGUCAAAAGUUAGACAGCUGGCGCACUCGCCUGGACCGUACUUUUCCCAAACUCAGGAUGAGCGUAAUCUGAAUUCAAUCGAAGUUAUGUGUCCUCCUCCAUCUUAUACAAACAAAACUAUGAAGCACCCUUGUAUUAAACAAUUUGGCAAGUGUUGGUAUGGAAAGAAUUGCUGGUACGUUGACUAUGACUCUGACAUCUGCAUCCAUUUUCUUAUGGGUCAGUGCAAGUAUACGGGUGAGACUUGUCGCUAUCGUCACGAAACUGACAAGAGCACAUCCGAAGUUCAUCAAGCGGACUCUGCAAAAACUAGAUUGCCCCACCCCAUCAUUCCGAAAGUGUUUAUGCCCUUUACAAACCAGGUGGACCAAUCGAAUCCCAAGCCUAACUACUCAUUGUCAGUUGUUGAGGAGCCCUUCACGCCAUUCUAUCAAACGCCUGUACACCCACCCGAUCCGGCCCGAAUCACGGAAGCGUUUUUCUCCGAACCGGUUGAUGAGACUAAUGAUGACGAUAUCAGUGACGAGCCCUGGGGCCACGAUUUCUUUAAUAAUGAUUCGAAUGACCCCACCCAAGAUAGUUCCAUGGGAGCCACCACCGAGGAGGAGAUGAAUAGUCUUUUGAGUCUGAUGGAGGUGUUUCCCGACACCGAGCCAUCGGUGCUUUUGUGUUUACUACGCUUAAAUAAAGGCGAUCCCAAUGCCGCAGUCGGCAUCUUAGAAAGGAUAGAAAGUAUGGCAGUGGAAGAUAUGGACAAUGCAUUCGCGCAAGCUUUUGCUGAAGAAGAAGAAGAAGAAAGCAUCAAGAGGAACAAUCAGUGUGAGUCUACCGAUAACCUCCUAACACUUCACGCGCUAUUUCCAACCAUCGAAUUACGAACCAUCGAGGUGGUGUUAGACCGGUUUGAGAAUAACCUUUUAGAGGCAUACGAUCUUCUGUUGUGUUCCCAAGAAAAAAUUACCCAAAGUGAGUAUGGAAACGUAUGGAGCGGAGAGAUGACCUGUGCUGAGCAAAUGCGGUUUAAAAAAAUUUGUGGUAUGUUUCCCGAGAUUGAACCAAGCAUCGUCCACAACAUAUUUGGCAUAUCCAACAAAAACUCCAAUGACACCGUUAACUGUCUUAAUCAGCUCACAUCUGAGCUACUCGACCCUGUUGAGCGGGAGGCGAUGGGGAGGGAGGCAACGAGUUGGCGUCCUCAAUUCAAUCCUGAGGGCAAGCCGUGCGCAGCGGCGCCACCCGACCGAUUUUGCCCCACUCAAAAGGCUUUACACGAUACCCCCGAGGCGACGCCACCUAUCCCGGACGAAUUUAAUGGGAAGUUCCUGACCUGCGGGGACUGGCGCCGCAUUCGCAAGUCCAGCUACGCGAUCAACACGUGCCGGAUUCGUGUGCUCAGCCAGGCCUCGGCGGCCUUCCUACGCGGCGAUGGCAAGACCGCGAAGGUCUUGAGCCGAAAGGGCCGCGAUCUCGGUGCGGAGUACCAACGACUAAAUCGUCUCGCGAUGCUCUCCCUGGAGCAGGAGCGGCUGGCGAACGACUCCAUCAUGACGCUCGAUUUACACGGCUUCCAUGUGGAGGAGGCCUUGGAGGUCCUUUCUCGCCGUGUUCAACUUUGUGUCAAGAAACGAAUCCCGCGGCUUACCAUUAUUAUCGGCGAGGGAAAACAUAACCGAAAAGGGUACUCGAUCGUAUACCGCGCUGUACUUGACAAUCUCAAAACCGACUCAUUUCUAAGCGCCAAGACUCGGAUAACCUCAGUCAAAUCAGCUCUCGUUGAAGUCCGUAUUAAAUUUAAUCCCAAUUUCACGUGA